Molecule: messenger RNA, 2108 nt
Organism: Siniperca chuatsi (mandarin fish)
Lineage: Eukaryota; Metazoa; Chordata; Actinopteri; Centrarchiformes; Sinipercidae
Gene: riok1
Product: RIO kinase 1 (yeast)
Exons: 17
Coding region: 160-1791 (543 amino acids)
Biological process (GO): maturation of SSU-rRNA
Cellular component (GO): cytosol; preribosome, small subunit precursor
Molecular function (GO): ATP binding; protein serine/threonine kinase activity
Source: RefSeq, a predicted model, not a curated record
GCCGUAGUCACGUGUUCAGACCCGGUAGUGAAGAGAACACGCUGCUCUCUGAGGAUCGCGCUGAGCUGCUCAAACUCGGUUUGGACCGGUUUGGACCGGGUUUAGAUCUGCUUUAGAUCAGGGUUUAGUGUUGGUCUGUCUCUGUGUGUGUGUGACGUCAUGUCGGUGGUCGGCUCAGUACCUGGACAGUUUGAUGACGCAGAGGAGGACAGCGACCAAUCAGAGCUGUCAGCUGUUCAGAGUCAGAUCAGUGAUGUCACUCUGCAGCCUUCAUCAGACCGAGAGGAGGAGGAGGAUGAAGAAGAUGAAGAUGAUGAUGAAGAUGAAGAGUGGGCGUGGCGUUCAGCAGGAGAUCUGACUAAAAGAUACAACCGGACGAGUCUCAACUGUCAGGCCAACAGACAGAAUCCGUCCAAUAAGAUGCUGCCGUCAACUCCGUCUGAUAAAGCUCUGAGGAAAUAUGAACACAAGAUCAACCUGGAUAAACUGAAUUACGCCGACUCAGUGAUCAAUAAAGUGACGACGAUGCAGAAACAAAAAGACUCCGACACGUACAGAGUGAAGGACAAAUCGGAUCGAGCCACAGUCGAACAGGUUUUGGAUCCUCGAACUCGAAUGAUUCUCUUUAAGAUGUUGAGUCGAGGAGUCAUCUGCGAAAUCAACGGCUGCAUCAGUACGGGGAAGGAGGCUAACGUUUAUCACGCCAGCACCUCUGCAGGAGACAGCAGAGCCAUCAAGAUCUACAAGACCUCCAUCCUCCUGUUCAAAGACCGAGACAAAUACGUCAGCGGAGAGUUCAGGUUCCGUCACGGUUACUGUAAAGGAAACCCCAGGAAGAUGGUGAGAACGUGGGCAGAGAAGGAGAUGAGGAACCUCAUCAGGCUGCAGACGGCAGGAAUCCCGAGUCCAGAACCUCUGCUGCUCAGAAGUCAUGUUCUGCUGAUGAGCUUCAUCGGAAAAGACAACAUGCCGGCUCCUCUGCUGAAGAACGCAUCAUUGUCAGAGUCAAAGGCUCGUGAGCUCUACCUGCAGGUUCUACAGAACAUGAGAAAGAUGUUCCAGGAGGCUCGACUCGUCCACGCCGACCUCAGCGAGUUCAACAUGUUAUAUCACAACGGAGACGCUUACAUCAUCGACGUGUCACAGUCGGUAGAGCACGAUCAUCCUCACGCUCUCGAGUUCCUCAGGAAGGACUGCAGCAACGUCAACGAGUUCUUUGUUAAACGCGGUGUGGCGGUUAUGACGGUCAGAGAGCUGUUUGACUUCAUCACCGACCCAUCAAUCACCUGCCACAACAUCGACCAGUACCUGGAGAAGGCGAUGGUGAUUGCAGCUGAGCGGACGUCGGAGCAGCGAUCAGAUCAGGACAGAGUGGACGAAGAAGUGUUUAAGAAGGCCUACAUCCCUCGCACUCUGACGGAGGUGAGUCACUACGAGCGAGACGUCGACCUGAUGAAGUCCAAGGAGGAGGAGUCAGCCAUCUGCGGACACAACGACAAUGUCCUGUAUCAGACGCUGACCGGACUGAAGAAGGAUCUGUCUGGAGUUCAAACGGUUCCUGCUCUCCUGGAGGACGGCCGGUCUUCGUCCUCGGAGGAGGAAGAGGAGGAGGAGGGAGAGGAGGACGACAAAGAGGAAGAUCGGCAGGAGCAGAGUGAGGAAGCCUCCGUGGACAAAAAGGAGAAGAAGAAAAUGGUGAAGGAAGCUCAGAGAGAAAAGAGAAAACACAAAUUACCGAAACACGUGAAGAAGAGGAAAGAGAGAGUGUCCAAGAUGAAGAAAGGCAAAUGAUGACUUCCUGUUUGUCGAUGUGUGAACUUGAAAACUGAACAGAAACGCCGCCUCUGUUUCUGUUAGAAGCAGCCAAUCAUGGGUGAGCGUUCACCCGUCACCGUGGAGACAGAGGUUCGGCUUCACCUCAUGAGACGCAGAUUUAAAUCCUUCCUGCAGCGAUCACAGGACACCUGAUGACAUCACCACGUUGCGUCUGACCUGACCUUCCGUUAAUGAUGUUACCUGUACUGCAGGUGUGCAGCUGUACUUCAGCAACACAACAAAGAUCUGCGUCUUCCGAAGAAGCAAAACUCUCAAUAAAACAUUUAAUCGUG